GGUGGGUGACAGCUGGGCUCGCUGCGCUCCGCUCCAGUCUGGUAAGGAGCUUCAUCUCCAAAUAGGAUGACCGUCGGCUUUUGUGGAAGGUACUGCGCUCGUGCUCCGUAGCUAGUUCUGGGACACCGGGGUUUUGCUUCCGUCCGUUCAGCUCACACCUUGGGUUGCAGAAACGCCAGAAACGUUCGGGGGGGGUUAUUUCUUCUCUAGUGUGGAUUUCCGAUGGAUAUUCCGAUCUGAAGAGGUGUGAUUUUGAGCGCGGCAUGUAACAGAAAGAGGCGCAGGAGAAAAGUAGCGCUCGUAUUGUUGUUGUGAAUCGUCUGAACUGCUUUAAACAGCCGCGUCUCAUGGAUUACUAAAGGACAGAGCAUCUACUAUACCGAGGUGGAUCCAUUCAUGAGCUGAAGGCUGAGGAAAAUCUGUAGCAGAGGACCAGCAGCAGCGGCAGCAGCAGUGUUGGUGCGACCAUGAGGUCAGAGGCCUUGUUACUCUACUUCACGCUACUGCAAAUAGCCGGGGCGGGCUUCCCCGAAGACAGCGAGCCCAUUAGCAUCUCACACGGCAACUACACAAAGCAGUAUCCAGCAUUUGUAGGCCACAAACCUGGCAGGAACAACACACAGCGGCACAAACUGGACAUCCAGCUCAUCAUGAUCAUGAACAGGACGAUAUACAUUGCUGCCAGGGAUCACAUAUACACGGUGGAGACAGACACUGCCAACGGUGACGAGAUCUUUUUCAGUAAGAAAAUGACAUGGAAGUCCAGACAGGCAGACGUGGACACUUGCAGAAUGAAAGGGAAACACAAGGAUGAGUGUCACAAUUUCAUCAAAGUUCUCCUGCAGCAAAAUGAAGACACUUUGUUUGUUUGUGGAACAAAUGCUUUCAACCCCUCCUGCCGAACGUACAAGUUGGACACCUUGGAGGCUCUGGGAGAGGAGAUCAGUGGGAUGGCUCGCUGUCCAUACGACGCCAAGCAUGCCAACGUUGCCCUCUUCGCUGAUGGCAAGCUGUACUCGGCCACCGUAACAGACUUUCUGGCGAUCGAUGCGGUCAUCUAUCGCAGCCUAGGAGACAGCCCGACUCUGCGAACUGUCAAACACGACUCCAAGUGGCUGAAAGAGCCUUACUUCAUCCAGGCAGUCGAUUAUGGGGACUUCAUCUACUUCUUCUUUCGAGAAAUUGCAAUGGAGUACAACACGAUGGGAAAGGUGGUGUUUCCUCGAGUGGCCAGGGUCUGUAAGAACGACAGAGGGGGCUCACCUCGUGUCUUGGAGAAGCAGUGGACCUCCUUCAUGAAGUCUCGGAUGAACUGCUCCAUACCCGGCGACUCCCACUUCUACUUCAACAUCCUGCAGGCCGUGACAGACGUCAUCCACAUCAACGGGAGGGACGUGGUGAUGGCAACUUUCUCCACACCGUACAACAGUAUUCCAGGCUCGGCGGUGUGCGCCUACGACAUGGAGGAGGUGGCCAACACAUUCACCGGGCGUUUCAAAGAGCAGAAAUCCCCAGAUUCUACCUGGACCGCUUUUCCUGAGGAUAAGGUUCCCAAGCCAAGACCUGGCAACUGUGCCGGCACUCCACCAUCCAUGGAGAGGUACAAAGUAUCCAACGAGUUCCCCGAUGACACACUCAACUUCAUCAAGAUGCAUCCGCUGAUGGACGAGGCCGUGCCCUCCAUCGCUAAUAGGCCCUGGUUCCUCAAGACCAUGGUCCGGUAUCGUCUGACACGUAUUGUCGUGGACGGUGAGGCGGGUCCCCACAAGAACAACACGGUGGUCUUCCUGGGAUCUGAGAAAGGCAUCAUCCUCAAGUUCCUGGCCAAGGUGAACAAUGGCUUUCUCAACGAUAGCCUGUUCCUGGAGGAGCUCAACGUCUACAACCCUGACAAGUGCAGUAUAGAUGGUGUGGACGACAAGCGGAUUAUUGGCAUGCUGAUAGACAGCAAGAGUCAUUCUCUGUGGGUUGCGUUCACCUCCUGUGUGGUUAAAGUGCCACUGUCCCGCUGUGAAAGACAUGGAAGAUGCAAGAAGUCCUGUAUAGCCUCCAGAGACCCGUACUGUGGUUGGGUGUCAGAGGGAGCCUGCAGACAGGUGGUUGGCAACAUGAAAUCAGCCUUUGAGCAGGACGUGGAACAUGGUAACACAGAUGGCCUGGGAGACUGCCAAAAUACCUUUGUGGCACUCAACGACGUUCCUCCCAGUUACGAAGGUAAUGAAACAUUCAGGCAUGGCCACCAUCACCACCAUCACCACACCCUCACACUCCCCACCUCGGCCCUACCUGAGGCCGCCGAGGGCCCCCUGGGGCGGGGCCGCAUGGUGGAGCGGAAGGACCCCCCCAUGAGCUCAGACAAAGGGGAGGACCCCUACAUGGCCGUGCCCUCUCAGACCCAGCCUGAAGCCAAUGGUGUGAUCCGUGAGAGCUACCAGAAGGGUCGUGACCAGCUGGUUCCCGUGACCCUGUUGGCCAUCGCUGUCAUCCUAGCAUUUGCCAUGGGCGCCAUCUUCUCUGGCAUCAUUGUCUACUGUGUCUGCGACCACAGGCGGCGAGACGUAGACCUAACAGGCCGCAAAGAAAAGGACAGCCACCACCUCCACUCCCGCCGGGGAUCAAUGAACAGUGUGACUAAGCUGACGGGCCUGUUUGAGACCCAGGCCAAAGACGGGCGCCCUGAGGCGAUCCUCACCCCUUUGAUGCACAACGGGAGAAUGACACCAAACGGGAAGAUGCUGAUAAAAGCGGACCAGCACCACCUGGACCUCGCUGCUCUGCCAACGCCUGAGUCCACCCCCAUGCAGCCACGCCGCAAGCCCAGUCGUGGAAGCCGUGAGUGGGAAAGAAACCAGAACCUCAUUAACGCCUGCACCAAGGACAUGCCACACAUGGGCUCCCCGGUUAUAUCUACAGACCUGCCUCUGAGGGCGUCACCAGGUCACAUCCCCAGUGUGGUGGUGCUGCCUCUGCCACAGCAUCAGCACCAGCUCCAGCCACAUCUGCAGCCACACCAGCACUCCUACCAGCACGAAUAUGUGGAGCAGCCACACCACAGUGACAUGAGCAUGGGCCACAGUGUCAUGGAUGACCAGGGGGCCACCCUGGAGUACAAGACAGUGAAGAGCCCAUGUCACAACCUCAACAUGGUGGAUCCAGAUGGGGUGAUGCCGCCUCGCGUGCCCCAAAGAGAGGCCUCUCUCACCAUCCCCCCUGCUGUCCCACAGAUGGGCAAACGUCUGGAGGUGCACUCGUCAGUCUACGGUCUCCGGAAAGGAUCAGCGUCCGCUGCUUCCGGGUCCUCCGCCCUCAAGAAGCACAACACCAACUCCUCUAACUCCUCCCAUUUGGCGAGACAUCACAGCUUCAACCGUGUGGAGACUCCGCCGCCUGCACCUCAGAGGGUGGACUCCAUACAAAUGACAGCACAGGGAAUAUCUCUGUCACGGCAGCCUGGAAUGAGCUCCUAUGGUUCACUGCCUCGAACGGGCCUCAAAUAUCUCAAGCCUGAUGUCCCUCCCAAACCCUCUGUAGUCUCUCUCUCAACAAAAGUCAAGUCCAGUGACUCCUGCACAUAGUCAGCUUCUUCGCCAGUCAGUCCAAUGUGAACAAACAGUAGAUAAAAGGUUUUUCUGAGAGAGAAAAAAACAGGGAAUACUGUACAACUUGCAUCUCCUUUUAGUGUUUUUUGUUUGGUUUGUUUUUGGUGAAAUAUACAACACAUUUUUGUUCUUUUUUUUAAAGAAAGACUUUCUUUUUAUAUAAAUAUGUAAAUAUUAUACAAAUGGUUGUCGUCAUUUGUUGCAGUCACAGAGCUCAAGCUCUGGCUGGCUCCCAGUUCCUCUGUUAACACACAUGGGAACAUGUGCUACUGAAACAGAAGAUGACGUUUGUCCUGAAUAUUUCAUCCAACGGCACCCUGUAGCAUCCAAGACUUGUGGUUCUCUUUUUUGUGGUGUCUUUGGCCGCCGGGACGCGACACGACACUUCAUCAUGCUGGUAAAAGCACAUAAGAAGACAGCACGGGGAGAUGGGAGAAUAAUCGUUGUACAGUACCUUGAGGACUGGGGGAAUCUGAGUGUGCGGGCACUCAGAGGGACUGAAAGGACAGACAGCUGCCUGAGUUCUGUCUCAAACUGUGAAAAGCCUCUCAGUGUUACAGCAAUCAAGUCCUGUCUGGGUUUGACAGAAAGCCUGGGCCAGAAGAAUCCUCUACUGUACUGGUUACUGAAUAACACAUGACUGUUAAUACUAAUAGCUUGUUGUAUUUAUUUUUAUUAAGUGCUUUUGAAAAAACAAGACUGACUUUCUAGGCUCGGAGAGAGAUGGGAGAGAGGAGAGAUCUUUUAAUAAUAAUUAAUCAAGUGUGAGAAAGAAAAAAAAACGUUAUUUAAAGUCAUUAAACUGGAGCCAGUAGAACAUUCUUGAUGACUAAAGGUCCACUAGGUCUUACUGAGUGCUCAGUGGGACCUGCAGCUUGACAUAUAUGUGAAGAGGAGGAGAUAUUUAUUUAAACCGUGCCAGACAGGGACAUUUAACUUCAUGGACCAGAGUUUCCAUUGUUUUAAACCAAUCAUAAGAAGAAGAAAAAGAACUUCCUGAAUCUCACCAUGUCACUCCUCCAAUGAGCAAACCCCCCCCUCAAUCAGCACUGUGGUUUUGUGUGAGUCGGUAACGUUUGUCCUGAUUGGUUUCUGGCUUAAAGCUCACUGUUGCAUGUUGCAAAUAUAAAAUAACAGCUGCAGCAACAGUCCGGGAUCUGCAUACACACAUGAGAAAAGAAGCUGAAAGUGAACGGAGUGUCGGGACAUUAUCGUCUCUUCUACCGGGGUCACACACACGAGCAGGCGAAAGAGGAAAGUAUAAAAACAUCUGUAUUGCCUGCUUCUUUUUCCACAUGUAAAUUUGUGCCUUACACCCUAAAGUAGUGACAAUGUUUUCUUUACUAGCUGUUAACUUUGUCUCCUUGUAGUAUUUUUUAUUUUUCUUACGUCAUGAUAUUUCCCUGGUUUGAUAAAAAUGCAAUUAAAGAAUGUAGGUGUUAUUGUUGUAAUUCUGGUCCCUAGACAUAACACACGUACAGUUCAGAGGGCAGGGCGAAGGGAGGAUUCGCUUUCUUCUUUCCCUCGUCCCUUCUGACGCACACACUCAAACACACGCACAUGCAAACACACACACAUGCAUACACACUCAUCUUUGUGGUUCAUUUCUGAUUGUGCCAUUAAUGCGCUUAAAAAAAAAACCUUUAUGUUGUGCUGGCAGUGUUGAUGAUGACGUCGUGAGUGUUUUUUCAUUUUCUAUUUUAUACAAUUUAAGAGUCCUGGUAUUUGUUUUUACUUUUUUUUUUCUUCUGCUGUCUCUUUGUUUGGACUGACGGUUAAUUGACUGAUUAACUGAACGAUUAACAUUUGUUACUUGAGAAGGCAAAUGUACGUGUAUCUUUCUGGUGCACUGCAAUAAUAAUGCAACGACAACAUGAUAGCGGACGUACAGGAUGAGAUACUAACACACUUUUUGGCUUCUCGUGUGCAUCGUAACACUUAUUUGUUAGACAGUUGCAAAAGCAGGCUGGUUCCUGCGAAGAAAGUGGACAUUUUAAAAAACAACAUUAUUAAAAAUGUACAUUAUUUAACCCCCUUUUUUUAAAAAGACAAAACACAGUUUGAGAAGAUUAGAUAUGUUUUCAUUUUUUUUUGCUUCACUAACUCUCAUUAUCAAAGCCUUGAGAAUGGCUGAGAGUUCAACUAAUCCGACCUUUAUCUUCCUUUCGCGUCCUUUACUUGAGCAUUUUUAUUGCUCACCCCCCCCCACCCCCCUACACUUAAAUCAACGGAGCACUCCCUUAGUCAUGUAUGUGUAGAUACGCAAACGUUUUCUUGAUAUCAAGCAAUUUUCUGUUUCUCAACGGAAGAAAGCCAACUGUGUCUCAAUCCACAGCGAAUGUGAGAAAAGACAUGUGACCUGACUAACAUACAGUAUGUGUAGAUAAAUGCCCCUUUAGAAAUCCGGGGUCAAUUGAGACAGCUGUAGCCGUGAUUACUUCAAGCUAUGUAAUGAGGGCAAAUGACCCAGGGUUAGUAUGAAGGGGUGUGUUUACUUCAGACUUUUUAGAAUACCACUGCGUUGUCGACUGGUAACUGGGCACGAUGAGACCAUAUUUACACCCUCCAGUGUACUGAGGCAUGCGUGAACCAGCAACGUUCCCAGGCCGGAAAUAAUGCUGAUCUACAGCUAAAUAUUUCUUGUCCAGAAAAAGUUCAGCUGUGUCGACUUCUCGCCUUGGAGAAACUUCACGUCUGCACAAAAUGUGAGCAAGAAAAAUCUGUCCGGGGUCAAAAGGUUUAAACGUCCACACCCUGUGCAGAGGAGUGAGUUUUGUGUAGCUGUGGGUGCAUUUCUGAUUCUAAGAGCAUUUCGAUGUCAGAGUGAAGUUCGGCCGUUUUUUUUCUACGACGGGAUUGGGUUGGAGUGUGAAGGCUGCUGUGGACGGUGAGGUUCUUUGGUGUGUGCCUUUUUUUCGUCUUUCACCCUCGUUAUGAUUCACUGCGAUUAGAUGCAAAUCGACUCUCUUCUCGACUUCUCAACCUUUUGAACUUUGUAAGCUUGUAAGAUAUUGUGAUGUCACAAAGUUUUUUGCCCUACUCUCUCCACUUCCUUAACAUCUGAUUCACAGCUUAAUGUAUGUUGUAAAGACAAAAAACUCUUUAAUUUAAUGCAAAAUGUAAUUAAAAAAAAGAAAAUAAAAUUCAUGUCAUGAA
Hippoglossus stenolepis (Pacific halibut) is the source of this 6755-nucleotide messenger RNA. RefSeq names its product sema domain, transmembrane domain (TM), and cytoplasmic domain, (semaphorin) 6A (gene sema6a). The record is from RefSeq and is a predicted model, not a curated record. The transcript has 20 exons. NCBI's taxonomy places the organism in Eukaryota, Metazoa, Chordata, Actinopteri, Pleuronectiformes, Pleuronectidae. Gene Ontology annotation, molecular function: semaphorin receptor binding; chemorepellent activity. The coding region runs from base 468 to 3575 and encodes 1035 amino acids. Gene Ontology annotation, biological process: negative regulation of axon extension involved in axon guidance; axon guidance; positive regulation of neuron migration.